Messenger RNA from Girardinichthys multiradiatus, 2154 nucleotides. It is a transcript of the gene cryzl1, whose product is annotated as crystallin, zeta (quinone reductase)-like 1. NCBI's taxonomy places the organism in Eukaryota, Metazoa, Chordata, Actinopteri, Cyprinodontiformes, Goodeidae. The coding region runs from base 109 to 1167 and encodes 352 amino acids. The transcript is spliced from 13 exons. Gene Ontology annotation, molecular function: oxidoreductase activity. The record is from RefSeq and is a predicted model, not a curated record.
AUUUGCAGCCUGUCUUCUCCGCUUGUAUUGUAGAGUAAACCUAAAGCUCGUUGCUAGUGGGAAUUUGCUUGUUCAACAUUUCUGUGCAUGAAUUAAAGACGGGGCAGCAUGAAAGGUUUAUUCUGCCAAGCUGCAAAAAGUGAUGCUGAGCCAAAGUUUGUUAUUCAGGAAACAACCCUCCCAGAUGUUUUAGGCAAACAUCAGAUCAGAGUUAAAGUCAAAGCAUGUGGACUGAGCCCGCUGGACUUCAAGCUGAUUCAAGAGGUGGGAAUCCAGAAGGAUUUUCUUCCUGUUGGCAGAGAGGUGGCUGGGGUUGUCCUUGAAGUUGGACCCAAAGUGACCUCCUUUCAGCCAGAGGAUGAGGUUGUAGGAGUUCUUCCUCUGGACUCUCUCUGUUCUGGACUCUGUGAAGUUAUUGACGUAGAUGAAUACUAUUUAGUUCAGAAGCCGGAAAAGCUUAGCUCAGUGUGUGUCGCGGGAGCGCUGCGUGAUGGAGUCUGUGCUUACACUGCUCUACACACACAUGCUCGCAUGGCAGCCGGACACACACUACUGGUGAUGGACGGGGCCAGUCCUUUUGGCCUCAUGUGCAUCCAGUUGGCUUGUUAUCACGGAGUGAAGGUUCUCACAACAUCACCCUCACCACAGAAACAAACCUUCCUGGAGCAGCUUCGGCCCAGCAUAGGCAUUCAGGAUCCUUUAGUAGCCAGAGUUAUUCCGGUGCAUAACGGAUCACCGGAUCUGCUGUCAGCGGUUCUGGAGGAGACUGGAGGACUGGGAGUGGAUAUAGUUGUGGAUUCUGAAGUUCGUCUGCAUGGAGAUGAGGAGGGGGAAGAGAAAUUACUGCCUCACAAGCAUGACAUCAUCAGUGUACUGGGAGUGGGCGGGCACUGGGUCACAUCCCACAAAAACCUGCAGUUGGAUCCUCCAGACUGCAGGUUACUGUAUCUAAAAUCAGCCUCUGUGUCAUUCCUCAACCCCGAGGUCUGGACUGCUUCAUCAGCUCAGCAAGGAAGAUAUCUCCAUAUUCUGAAAGACAUCGUGGAGAAGAUGGCAGCUGGAGUUCUCAGACCUCAGACGCAAGAAGCUGUUCCUCUCUAUGAAGCCACUGUUGCCAUGGAGACUAUCCAGCGUCAUCCCAAGAAAAAGGUUGUUGUUCAGCUCUAAUAAAACAUAAAACCCACUCAGUUCUGGGUCCAGAUCUUUGACAUAUUACACACUGGAAAUUAAGUCAUUGUGAACAGUUGUUUAAAAAAUACAUAAAAGCUGUUUGUUAAAAAUAUGUUGAUAAUACAAUAAAAAUAAAAUUGCAUGUGUGAAAUUAGAAGAUCAAGUGUGUCUGCUGUAAGGAAAUGGUUGUUACUGCACAGUCAAUUGAAAUAGUUUUUUUUCAAUAAAUCAAGAAGACUAAAAACUAUGUUUUCAAUGACCAAAUAAAAAUCCAUUCUUUCCUUGUUUGUUUAUAUCUUAUAAUUUCUAAUGUUCUCAAUCGGUGUAACAUUGACAAUAAAGGUGGAACAUUAUUUACAGCUGUCAGUCAAAGCCAGGUUUGUGGAAACUGUUAACAUCUCUACAUCCAAAUGAUGUAAAAUUGACUUUAUGUGUACUGACUCAAUCAAUACUGUCUUGUAUAAGAAUAGAUGAUUAGAUGUAGCCGGCUGUGACCUGUGUUAAUUCCUGCAUCUUAAACCACUAUUUCACACAGACCACCAAUAAUUAGUAUUGCAACAUUUUAGGAUUCAUGUUUUCUGUUCCAGUUUGUGACCCCCUAAAAUUCAGUUACAGCAAAGGUACUGUAGGUAAAGAUAAAUCUUGAGAUUUGGCUUGACAUUCAUGAAUAUUGUCAAGAAUUUUGUACAAUUUACAAGAAUCUAUUGAGAAUACUUCAAGAACGAUAGGAAUGAGCUAACAAUAGGCCGAAUGCAUUUAAGAAUCAGGUACGAUUACGUUUAAAUUCGUUAAUAUUAUUAACAUUUCAUGGGAUUUUCCAUCAAAUAUAAAAAAAGAGACUAAAAAGAGUUAAUUUUAUUUGAAUAACUUGAUAUUUAGUAGUUAAAAUCUUAAGUGAUUGUUUUUGCCAAUAGAAUGAAGAAAACAAAGUGUUUGUUUUUGGACAUAAAUUGUAAUAAACUAAAUAAAAGAUAUAAAGUUUUA